CGUGGACGGGCCGGCGCGCCCCGAGCUGGCCAUGGCGGCCGCGGUGUCCGGUGUGGUGAGGCGGGUGGAAGAGCUCGGGGACCUGGCUCAGGCCCACAUACAGCACCUUAGCGAAGCCGCGGGGGAAGACGAGGCUGGAUCAGAUGAGACCACACCAACUACUACAUUGUCCACUGGCAAAUGAUCACUUUUUAAUUCGGGCCUCUGCAGCUCUAGAAAAAUUGAAACUCUUGUGUGGAGAAGAGCAAGAAUGUUCAAAUCCGUCAAAUCUUUUGGAACUGUACACACAGGCCAUAUUAGACAUGACAUAUUUUGAGGAGAAUAAGCUAGUAGAUGAAGAUUUUCCUGAAGACUCUUCUCCCCAGAAAGUAAAAGAGCUUCUCAGUUUUCUUUCAGAACCAGAAAUUUUAGUUAAAGAAAACAAUAUGCAUCCCAAGCUGUGCGAUUUGCUUGGGGAUGAGCUACUGGAAUGCCUCUCCUGGAGACGAGGAGCCCUGUUGUACAUGUACUGUCACUCUCUGACUAAGAGAAGGGAGUGGCUCCUGAGAAAGUCUAACUUGCUCCAGAAGUACCUUGUUGAUGGGAUCAAUUACUUGCUGCAGAUGCUAAAUUAUCGAUGCCCUAUCCAGUUAAAUGAAGGUGUUUCUUUCCAAGACCUAGACACAGCUAAAUUACUGAGUACAGGAAUAUUUAGUGAUAUUCAUGUGCUGGCUAUGAUGUACAGCGGAGAAAUGUGCUACUGGGGAUUAAAGCAUUGCACAGAUCUACAGUCAGAAAAUAAUGAAGUUGAUACUGAUGUUUUUGGAGCAAGUUGCACCACACACAAAGAGCCUUUAGAUUUCCGAGAAGUAGGAGAAAAAAUUUUGAAGAAGUAUGUGUCGGUGUGUGAAGGACCUCUGAAGGAGCAGGAGUGGAACACGGCGAAUGCUAAGCAGAUCCUGAGCUUCUUUCAGCAGCGCUGUAGCUAGGUGCUCGUCUGUCCUCACUGCUUGGAGGAAGAUGAGAUGGAAAAGACGGCUUGAGGAGAGGCGGUGUCUACACUGACCCUGAGUACGUACACUACGUAAAGAUGCCCAGCAUGGCUGCCCUGCUCUAAUGCUGUCACCAUUCAUUUAUAGUCCUAAAUCUGUGAAAAAGUAGUCUCUCCCUUCCAAAAUAGCAUAUAUGUUAUUCUAACUGAACUGAACUGCAUACAAUCCUGCCACUGGUGAGGAGGACCCCAGUUAUAUUUCACUGUGGUAAAAUAUAUGUAACACAAAUCUGCAUAGUUCAAAGAUGAAAAUCAGUUUUCUUCUUGUUUCAGAUAUAUAGAUCAGUAUAAAUGUAGGCAAUUAAAAGAUUAUAACUAUAUUUAGAUUUCAUUUCCAGUAAUCUAAAUGGCAAAAGAUUUUAGGAAUGAACCAUUGUAUUUAUUUUGCCAUGUAUUACUAAUAAUACUUAAAUUAUUGACUUACUUUAUAAAUUAUUUUUCUUAUUUUGUUUAAAACAAAAACUGCAUGGUUUCUCCAAUAAUGAAGAUAAAAAUCAGUGUAAAUGAUUCUGUCAGUUCAGAUGCUUUUAGGGCACAUCUUUGCAUAUAAUGAACUUUACAUAUAUAAUGAACUUUUAGGGCACAUCUUUGCAUAUAAUGAACUUUACAUAUGUUUUGCCUUUAUUAGGAUUGAAAUGCUGAUGGCCAGAGAGCCUAGUUUGCAGUCUUGCUCACCAUCUUUCUGCCUACCUCAACUCCUGUUGUCUUGGGAUAGUCUGUAUGAUGAUCCCUUCUGAUGCACUAGACUUCUGUCCCAAUGACAUCUUUACAUUCCAGUAAUUUCUGCUCCUGCACCUUGUGCAUUAGCCAUACUCAGUUUCUCUUUCUAAAAUCUUAAGUUUCAGUAACUGAUAACAAUUCUCCGCUUUUCAGCUUUUAAAAUUUCCUUGUUUUUAUUGGUUUCUCUCUAUUUUUAUUCUACAGCUUUUAUCCUUUUUAUAGGUUUCUUUCUUGACUGUUCUUCUGACUCUUAGUGAGCCUCUUUCAUGCUUUCUUUGCCCUGCAUUUCAUGGGACGUCAUCUGAACUACUCUCCCCCAUUAUUUCCUCUUCUGUCUUAUCUGGUAGUGUUGUCCUUAGCUGGCUUUCAACACUGUAUUAAUCUUCCAUCAGCUGUUUAUUCUUAGGAGACUUAGUUAUGUGGAAGGCAUGUAGUCUUUCAGAGUGUGUUUCUACAUGCGUGACUUCACUUAGAAGAAUGUUGACUGUAAGCAACGAAGGUGCCUGUCCUUUCCCCCUGUGGCAGAGUCAAAUUCAUUAGUCACCUCUGCUGCUGUUCUUUUAAAUUCUGAAGGAGUCAACUUAUAUUUACUCAUUUUUCCGUUUUAAAGAAAAAUAGGUUGCCUAUUUCUUGAUGACCAAUCUUUUCUAGUUCCUUGUUUUCUUGUUGUUUCUCACUUUCUGUCUUCAUGUAAGUUCUGUUCUUUCUCUUUCUUGCUUUUUACUCCAAAUGCUCAUGCUAAAGAAUAUCUUUCACAGCCAUUUGGCUUGCAGUGCCCAUAAUAUCAGGCUGAUUUCCCUGCCAGGAACUUGAGCCCCAGUCUCCUUGCUUCCUCUGAAGUUUAUUUCCAGCUGCCUAUUAAAUACUGACUGCACAAAAAAAAAAAAAAAAAAAAAAAAAAAUACUGACUGCACAGUAAUUUUAAGUUCAGUAUGAGCAAAAGACAGAUACUUCAUUUUUAAUGGAAAAUCUUCUCUGCUUCACUCCCCCGCCCCGCAGUUUUGUGUAGUUUUUCAGGAAGAGAAACAGAAGGUUUACCUUCCCAGCCUCAUUUCUAUACUCACUCUGAUUUGUCUUCUAGAUCAAUAUUUUUUCAAACAUCAAAAUUACAGGCUCCUUUUUGAUCAACAAAAUUCUGAAUAGGCAAUGGUAGCUAGGGGAGAUUCCUCCAUCCCUGCUUCAACUCCUGGCAUAUCUUUAUAAAACCAAGAUUUUUAUGUUUCCUAGCAUUUUAGCAAGUUUUAUUAUGAAAAUACUUUGGCUUUCUAAAACUAAAUAAUCUUUAAUGUGAUUUUUAGAAGCACAGACUUUUUCAGUGGGUCAUAGUCAAUUAAUCAAGUUCUUCCAGUACUUUCCCAAUGCACUUAUGUGUAGACACCAUUAUUUCCAGGCCUUUCUUUGUGGUCAGGUAAAUAAUUUACUUGUAUGAUGUACUUUUAGUAAUACUGUGUGUCCAGAGGCUGUUUUCAGCCCUUUCCAGUAGAGAUUAUAUAUUCCUUCAUAUUUUCUGUCUUCCUUUUCCCACAUUACCACAGCACAAUGUGUUGUAAUUAUUUUUCUUACUAUUAAAUGAACUUCAUAUCUUAAAAUUUUACCUUUGCACAUACUGUUCAUUGCAUGGUAGGUAGUUAUGUUUUUUGAAUUAAUGAGGCAUGAUUUGAAAUGCCAAAUUUUGCACAAAAGCGUUGCUGCUAUUGCAUUCCAAACUGCCAUGCCCUCUAUACCAGUGGUUCAUACAUCAAAAAGGAAGAUAUAUUCCUCAGAAGAGUAAAGUGUUACUUGGAUACUAAACCUGAGAAAACAAGACCUUGUCUUCAGAAGCUGAGAACUUCAUGUUUUGCCUUUAUUACCUUUGUGGACUCACUGGUUGGUACAAUUAUGAGGGUAUUCUUGGGUGCUUUUGUAUAAUUUACUCCCUCCCCCAAACAAUUGGAGAACAAUUUGUAGACCAUAAUAGUUGCAGUACUUUUUACUGUGGUAUUAUAAAUGAACAACACAUUUUGUAUUCAUUUAAUCUUGAUGAGUAAAUUCUUUUAUGUAGAAUGAAGUAACCUCAAAAUACCAAAUAUUCCACAUAUGGACAAUAGUUAAGCCUCCAAUCGAUUUUUUCAACAACUGUUGUAUGCCUACUACAUGCCAUGUCUUGUCCUAGGCACCCAGGAUAUAGCUUUGGAAACACUAUCAUCCAUCAGUGGAUGAGGAAUAUACAGCAUGUCAAGGGAUAAUGCUUUUGAGCAUGAGGUAGGGUGUAAGGGACAAGUGUGACUUGGAGAUGGGUGCUGUUUUAUUUAGAGUGAUGAGAACGGCACAUCUAAGCACCUGUCUUCAAUUUCCAUCCUGUUAUUUAGAUACCUUGUAUAUUCAGUACCCUCAAAGAUUUUCUUAGGGAAUUCACCACCUACAACCUUCUCACUUUUGCUGCCUUGAAUGGACUUCUUAUCAGUGGCAUUCCUAAUGUCUACUGCCUAAAGGCCUUGGCAUUUUAUUCAUUCCAAGUAGUUUUCCUACUACCUUCCAGUUCCCUUUUCUGUCUUCUGUCCACAGAAGCCAAACUCUGUAGUUUCUUUAAUAUCACUUCCAUAUAUAUUUAGAACACAAUAUGAGGUAACAUAGUUUGGGAAUAUUACAUUAAGAGGUACUUAAUAUGUCACAAUUAAUGUAUACAUUAUUCAGGCUGAUGUUCAGUGGGUUUUGUUUUCCUACUUCUAGUGAAAAAUCACUUUAUCUUCAGUUGGAAUUCGCUGCUAUUUACUAAGAUGUAAAAUGCUAUAGGAUUUCCCAUAAUCCUUAAAUGUUUAUCCUUAAAUGUAUGAAUUUUCUGAUAUGGAUCGGGCUGUGAGACUUGAAUGUGAGUUUGAGGCCAGCCUGGUCUACAAAGGAAGUUUCAGGACAGCUAGGGCUAUUACACAGAAACCCUGUGUCAUAAAACAAAAACAACAACAACAAAAAGACUAAGAGACUGUCUCUUACUAUGAUUAUAGGCUUUUUGGCUACUGUGUAUUAUUUGGUGUUAAGGCACAUAUGGCAUUCCCUUGUCUUUUGCAUACAGUAGAGUGAGGUAAGAGUCAUGACUAAAAGCCCACCAUAAAGUUACAUUCCUGGUGUUACAGCCUUGCUGUCAGUGCUCUGAUCUUCAUUAAAAUGUAUGAGCUGUGUGUGAAGUUGUUGUCUGACUUAUUCAUGACACUUUAAAAACCCACUGCUACUAACAUGGUCUGCUUUAGAUUGCUUGUAUCCUUGGUCCGUCUUUUAGGGUCCCUUUUGUAACUAUGAGGAUAACCCAUCUGCCACAGAAUCCAGGAUUCCAUAGUUCUCUAGUAUUACUUACCCUGAGUUCUUUUAAUAUAAAAUGAAAUACAUUAUGGAAGUAUUAUAUUAACAUAAGCUUAAUAUAGCCGGAAUUAAAAGUAUUCAUUAUAUACUUAUGCUGGUGUUGAGUAGUUUUGUUUUUGCGAUUUUUAGUGACAUUUUCCAACUACAGUGUUUUGGAACAUGAUUAAUAAAAUAAAACCAUAUUCCUGUACUUGUUUCUUGUUUUCUUUUAUAUUUUAUUCUUGCAUCAGAAUAAAAACAUUUCCUCUCA
Molecule: messenger RNA, 5333 nt
Organism: Alexandromys fortis (reed vole)
Lineage: Eukaryota; Metazoa; Chordata; Mammalia; Rodentia; Cricetidae
Gene: Rimoc1
Product: RAB7A interacting MON1-CCZ1 complex subunit 1
Exons: 7
Coding region: 144-968 (274 amino acids)
Biological process (GO): mitophagy
Source: RefSeq, a predicted model, not a curated record